Messenger RNA from Tripterygium wilfordii, 664 nucleotides. RefSeq lists its product as uncharacterized. The record is from RefSeq and is a predicted model, not a curated record. Bases 100 to 342 code for a protein of 80 amino acids. The transcript is spliced from 3 exons. Lineage: Eukaryota; Viridiplantae; Streptophyta; Magnoliopsida; Celastrales; Celastraceae.
UUAAAACGACGGCGAAACCCCGAUAUCCGAGCAUCACUAGACGAAGACGACGCCGACGAGACCAAAAUUUGCAAUUGCAAAGCAAAAGCUUCAUUGCAAAUGGCACUGACAGUGACGAUGAUCGGGGCCUUGUGGGGUUUGAGUGUGCAGAUGCACUCCAACGCUCUUCGGAAGCUCCCUUACAUGCGUCAUCCAUGGGAGCAUUUGAUUGCGAUGGGAUGUGGGUCGGUCUUCGCGAACCAGCUGGUGAAAUGGGACAAGCAAGUCGAAGAGGACACUGAGAAGAUUGUUCAGAAGGCCAGGGAAGCCAAUGAACGUCGCUACUUUGAUGAAGACGAAUAAGUAUUUGCAAUCAUCCUCCAGACAAGAACUUCUCUAUUUCCUCCUUAUGUUAUGGUCUAUAGACACUACUGUUUUUGCUUUUCUAUUCGUUACUUCAUUUUGGUGGCUUACAAUCUCUCUAGUUUUUGCGGCAUAUAAGAGCUGUGAUGCUCUAAUGAUGGUAAUUGGCCAGACUGUAAUAAUACUAACUGGAAGCUGAGUUACAUUUUUCAGUAAGAGUAGCUGUGGGCAUGUCUUAGACACGGCUUAAAUGCGUAAAUGCUUGUGUUUCAUCUAUAAUAAACAGAUCAUUACUGAAAUGUAUUAGCUUUACCAAUGUUGU